UGUUGUUCCCCGGCGGGUGUUGAUAAGGUGGUGUGAUGCAUGGACUUGUGCAUCGACAGCAGGCCUGAGCGGGUGGAAGGGUCGCGGUGGAAAUACGCCCUGUGGGAAAGACGAGUUCUUGCCGUCUGAGCACCACGUUGCCAGGCUCCUUGUUGUUGUGUAGAUCUCCGACACCCUUCCCACCACCAUGGAGUCACAUUUAUCCCCAUAACGCCAUUGCCCUCGCCCACACCGUCUAGUCAUGGCGACGCCCAUCGCCUACUCGCUCGCAGACCUCCCGCGGGAAGUCCUGAGCGUCAUUGCGCUGGCCAUCUAUGACCCUUUGGAAUUGUCCCAGCAAGACAGGCUGACAUGGGGUAUCUUUUCGACAGUGGACAUGCACGAGGAAAGGCAGGAGAGUCUGCGAAGCUUGAUCCACCUCGGCUUGACGUGUCGCAAGAUACGCCGGGAGGUCAAGCCGCUUUUGUUUACCUGCGUGAGGGUGGGCACUGUGGAAUGUGCGAAGGAGAUGAUUGAAAACUAUGCGACGUGGGGGGUGUACGUGAGGAGUAUCAUCAUCGACUGUUCAAUGUUUGAGGUCCAGCAGAGCCACGAAGACUUUUAUCCAGACCUGGAAGAGGCUCCCGUCAACCCUCGAACUUGCUGGGAAGAAUCGGCUCUGCUGGUAUCACUCUUGACCGCCCUGCCCAAUCUCGAGCACAUCUCCUUCUUCGCCGAUGCCUCCGACGACACCACCCUCUCUCUCAUGUUUGCCGCCCUCAUCCCCUCCGCCCUGCCCAGUGCCAGUGGCGCCAAUUCAUUCUCAUGGCAGUCCCUCGAGGAUACAGACUCUACCGGCCAUGUCCCCUUUGCACAACGAAUCAAGUCGUUCGGCUGGCGCCAACGCGCCUCCCCUCCUCAGUUCUUCCAUCAGUUCUCCCAGACAUCCCCGUUCAUCUCCAUCCACCACUUUAUCCGGCACGCUGUCAACUUGUCGUUUCUCGUGCUGGAUACCAACACGUAUGUCACUGCCGGUUCCGACAUUCUCGCGGUGUUGCGCGAGCUUGCGGCGAGGCAAGUGCCGGCAGGUGGGAGGGAACGGUUGAGCUUGAUGUUGUGUGGGCCUAUAGACGGGUGGGAGGCGGAUUUCCUGCAUGAUCUUGGGGAUACGUAUGAUGAUAUCGGAGAGCUCUUCAUCGAUCGGCCUAUGGAAGGCUCCAUGAUCCCAGUCAGCGGCGAAGAAGACGUCGGCGUGCUCCUCGACCUGCUCCAACCCCUCACAAGCUUACACCACCUCCACCUCCUCCAAGUCGGGUCCUACGCAUUUGACACCCCGGCCCGUCUACGCUUCGCCACCGUGCUCUCUGUCAACCUCCCCUCCUUGCGGGUGAUGGGGCUUCUAGGGUCAGAUGGGGAGACGUUGUGGAUGGUGGCGUGGCGGGAGAAGGGGUUGGAGCGGGCGAUGAAGGCUGCGGCUGCUGGGGGUGGGGGUUUGACUUCGGGGGCGCCGUUGAGGGAUUCGUGGGUGAUGACUUUGCAAGAUGGGGACCUCGCGGAGGUGGAUCAAUGGCCGGAUACAUGAGGAUUCUUCUUUAUACUGUUGGUGAAUUGGCAUGUGCAUAGGAGAGGCGCAUUGCGAGGAUAGGGGCAAUUUUGUACAAGUCGUAUAAUGGUACUUUCUCUUUCUCGUUGUUAUAUUAGGUUGUCACCAUAAUGUAUCUUCUUCUUGC
Molecule: messenger RNA, 1709 nt
Organism: Cryptococcus amylolentus CBS 6039
Lineage: Eukaryota; Fungi; Basidiomycota; Tremellomycetes; Tremellales; Cryptococcaceae
Exons: 6
Coding region: 242-1561 (439 amino acids)
Source: RefSeq, a predicted model, not a curated record